AUGCACAAAGACACAACCAUGGAUGUGAAAGACAACUUGACCACAGAUGUUGGUAUCGACAACCAGGACGGCGAGAUGCAAAACCUGCCUCGGGCUGAUCCCGCCCUGGAGCGAAAGGUCUUGGCCAAGCUAGACAUCUUCCUCACCCCAGUGCUCUUCAUUGUAUACCUAUCCUGCUUCAUCGACAGAGCCAAUAUCGGAAAUGUCAAGGUCGCUGGCAUGCCCGAGGACAUCGGUGCUUCCGAGGCGCAGUAUUCUCUCGCCGUGUCAAUCUUCUUCGUCACCUACAUCAUCGUCGAAGUACCCUGCGUCAUCCUCGUCAAGAGAUUCUCGCCACGCUACAUCCUCACGGCCUUGUGCAUCAUCUGGACGGCCGCUACCAUCGCCAACGGCUUCAUCGUCAACGUGGGCGGGCUAUACGCGUGUCGGCUCGCUCUUGGUGCCGCAGAGGGCGGUCUCUUCCCGUCGCUCAACAUGUACCUUACGCUUGUGUACAAGAGAGACGAGAUGGCGAGGAGGGUGUCGUACCUGGUGUCUUGCACGGCGUUGUCGGGAGCGGUUGGCGGCUUGCUUGCCUACGGGCUACUACAAAUGGACGGUGUGGCUGGAAUUCCCGGAUGGAGAUGGGUGUACAUCAUCGAGGGGGCCUUUAGUAUUGUUUGCGCGCUCGCUAUCUGGUUCGGCCUUCCAAGCGACGUCCGCAAGGCAUACUUCCUCAACAAGCAGGAGCGCGAGGUCAUGGAAAUCCGACACGAGGAGCGCAUGUCGUACAUGGGCAAGGACGAGUUCUCCUGGGAAGAAAUUCGACUGGCGUUCACGGACCCCAAAGUCUGGCUCUGUGCUGGGACUCAGUUCUGCCAGAACAUCCUCACCAACGGCUUUGGCACUUUCCUGCCAGCGAUUCUUAGGGCUAUGGGUCAUGGUAGGCUAGCCUCCAACUACCUCACGAUUCCGGUGUAUGUAUUGGGUGCCAUUGGGUUCUUCACAUUUGCUUGGCUUUCCGACCGAUACAAAAAGUGUGGUCCUUUUAUACUCGGCACCAAUUUCUUCGGCAUGAUCGGGUACAUCAUCCUCAUAGCCUCUAGCAACAACGCGGUCAAGUAUUUUGCCUGCUUCGUGUGCACCAUUGCCGUCUACAACGGCACGGGCCUGAACCUAGCAUGGCUCAACGUCAACAUGGCGCCUCAGUAUCGCCGCGCCACUGCUAUCGGCAUCCAACAGACUAUCGGGAAUGCCGCGGGCAUCGUGGCUGGCCAGGUCUACAGGGAGUCGCCGUACAUGCUGGGACACGGCUUCUCCCUGGGGGCCAUUGCCGUCGCCAAUACGCUGGUGGGGAUUCACCUUUGGCUGCUUCUGCGCAUGAACAAGGAGAAGCGCCAGAUACUGGCCGGCGAGAAGGAGGACACGCGAAAGAAGACAACGGGCGAUCGAGACAUUAACUUUGUCUACCGCGCGUAA
Messenger RNA from Clonostachys byssicola, 1458 nucleotides. NCBI's taxonomy places the organism in Eukaryota, Fungi, Ascomycota, Sordariomycetes, Hypocreales, Bionectriaceae. The record is from the annotation of a GenBank genome assembly.